AAUUAUGAGACCCUUUUACAGAGGUCUUUUCAUUCAACUGUAAUAUAUUAAAUCUCUCUCCUCUUACGUACGUACAACACUACACAUUUCAAUAUCAUAUUGAUUUCAGAUUAACGUUAAUAGCUGCGGUAAGAUGUAGCUAUGUAGCCAAAAACAUUAUUAGAAAGUAGCUUCACAAUAUAUAUAGUCCCACAUAUAAAUGUAAUCAUAUAUAGUUUAAUAACAUAACAUGCUUUAUGGAGUUGUAUGAUGAUCACCAAGACAUGUCCACCAAACCCCUCGACCUUUUUCCGAACGAGCCUCUAUUGCUUCGUUCACUUGAACCUUCGUAUAAUAAUGAUUAUUCUAAUCAAAACCCUAUUAAUAUACGAAGUGGAUCAGACGAUCAAAAUGAUGACGAUGUUACUGUGGAUUUGAACAUUGGUCUUCCGGAAUACCACUCAUCAGAAUCAGACAAUAAUAAUAAUGAAACUGCAGCACUGGCGCCAUCAUCCGACGUCGUUACAGUUGUGCAGGAAUACUGGAUUCCAACUUCACAACAAAUACUUGUUGGCUUCACUCACUUUUCUUGCCAUGUUUGCUUCAAAACAUUUAACCGCUACAACAAUCUUCAGAUGCACAUGUGGGGGCAUGGAUCAGAAUACAGAAAAGGGCCAGAGUCGCUUAAAGGAAGUCAACCUCGGGUGAUGGCAGGAAUACCAUGCUAUUGUUGCGCACAAGGAUGUAAGAACAACAAAGAGCACCCACGAGCGAAGCCCUUAAAGGACUUUCGAACACUUCAAACUCACUACAAACGGAAGCAUGGCAUCAAGCCCUUCACCUGUCGAAAAUGUGGCAAGCACUUGGCUGUUAAAGGCGACUGGAGAACCCAUGAGAAGAACUGUGGCAAGCGAUGGCUUUGCAUUUGUGGUUCUGAUUUUAAGCACAAACGAUCACUUAAUGACCAUAUUAAAGCCUUUGGCUAUGCUCAUCAUCCUCAUCCUCAUGCAUAACUAUAGUUAACCGGCCACUUACCCACAACUACGUAUGCACCCAUUUAUUUCUGCUUUGCAUGUUUAAUAUUAAGAACUUAUAU
This is a messenger RNA of Cannabis sativa, 1075 nucleotides long. RefSeq names its product protein TRANSPARENT TESTA 1. Gene Ontology annotation, molecular function: DNA-binding transcription factor activity. Gene Ontology annotation, biological process: regulation of gene expression; anatomical structure development. Lineage: Eukaryota; Viridiplantae; Streptophyta; Magnoliopsida; Rosales; Cannabaceae. Gene Ontology annotation, cellular component: nucleus. Bases 237 to 992 code for a protein of 251 amino acids. The record is from RefSeq and is a predicted model, not a curated record. The transcript has 2 exons.